CUCCCAGGGAGAGCUCGGGUGCUUGUUUGCAAUGGUCUCGGAGGUAGUAGAGGUGGUGGUGGCGGUGAAGUUAUUACCCGAGAGCUUCGACAGCUUCACGCAUGUUUGCGAUUGCACGCAAGGACGCAACUGGCUCCGUAGUUGUAAUGAAUGGAUUCACCGCGAUGCAAGCUUCUCAACGAGCCGUCGGAAGCUUCGUGUGGUGGAGUGUGGAAACUGCCGGAGCUCCGUAACCAUGCGGGGUUCAUGGAAGUGGUGGCUGCCAAUUCGGAGGCGGAUUUCAAUGUGGUAGAGUUUGGACUUAGAGUUUUGUAGGAGGAGGGGUUGAAGUGUGGGCCAAGUGUUGGGGCUCCUGAAACAGGGGAAAAGAAAAAGAGACGACGACGCCGGAGAUUGGAGAUUGAGGUGUGUGUGUGUGUGUUUGUGGUUAGUUUAGCGGUUUGAAGUGAUGAUCAGUGGUGCAAGCGGGGCACCCGCUGGGGCCCCAGUUCCCACUGCUACUGGUUCUGUUGCUGCGCCAUUGCCCGCGUUGGAGUGGAAAUUCUCGCAGGUUUUCGGCGAGCGUGCCAUCGGAGAGGAAGUGCAAGAAGUUGAUAUUAUCUCGGCUAUUGAGUUUGAUAAGACUGGAGAACAUUUGGCGACUGGCGACAGAGGAGGACGCGUUGUACUUUUUGAGAGAACAGAUGGCAAAGAUCAAAGGACACGGAGAGAGUUGGAAAGAGCUGAUUCUGCGGGGUCCAGGCAUCCUGAAUAUCGAUACUCUACCGAGUUUCAAAGUCAUGAACCAGAGUUUGAUUACUUGAAGAGUUUGGAAAUAGAGGAGAAGAUCAAUAAAAUUAGAUGGUGUCAGACUGCCAACGCCGCUCAGUUCUUAAUUUCUACGAAUGACAAAACCAUUAAAUUAUGGAAGGUGACUGAAAAGAAAGUGAAGCAAGUCAAGAACCUGAAUGUGGAUCCUGGAGCCAGAGGGAAUGGAAACCCAUUGUCGAAUAACAUGAUGCUCAAUCCAAAGGGUUUUGCACCACGGUUGUCGAUGAAUGGAGUUGCCGCGAACCGAUCUACGCCUGCCAUCAGCCCUGACUUUGUAUUUCCUCCUGGAGGCAUUCCGUCUCUUCAUCUUCCCUCGGUAGUAUGGAGUAACGAGACGGCAUUAGUUGCGAGAUGUAGAAGAGUCUACGCAAACGCUCAUGCAUAUCAUAUCAACUCCAUAUCUAACAACAGCGAUUGUGAGACAUACAUCUCUGCAGAUGAUUUGAGAAUAAAUUUAUGGAAUCUUGAAGUUAGUGAUCAGAGUUUCAAUAUUGUUGACAUCAAACCAACAAACAUGGAAGACCUUACAGAGGUGAUAACGUCUGCAGAGUUCCAUCCUUCUCAUUGCAAUGUGUUAGCAUACAGUAGCAGCAAGGGCUCUAUUCGACUCAUUGAUAUGCGUCAAUCAGCCUUGUGUGAUCGACAUUCAAAGCUGUUUGAGGAGACUGAGCAUGCUGGAUCAAGAUCCUUUUUUACAGAAAUCAUAGCUUCUAUUUCUGAUAUUAAGUUUGCGAGAGGCGGUCGGUACAUUCUGAGUCGGGACUACAUGACUCUGAAAUUGUGGGAUGUGAACAUGGAAUCUUCCCCUGUGGCCGUAUUUAAAGUCCACGAGUAUUUGCGUCCAAAGCUUUGUGAUCUCUAUGAGAACGACUCCAUCUUCGACAAGUUUGAAUGUUGUCUUAGUGGGGAUGGCAUGCGUGUGGCAACUGGUUCCUACAGCAACUUGUUCCGGGUGUUUGGGGCCGCUACCGGAAGUGAGGAAGCGUCAACCUUGGAAGCUAGCAAGACUCCAAACAGGCGUAUCGUGACACCUCCCUCAAAAGCUGGAAGUCGACUAGCCAAUCUUGCUCGUGGUCGGCGUGAUAACCGUCGAGGUGGAGAAAGCCCAGGUAUAGAUUUGAAUGGGGGAGUGCAAGAUUUCACAUCAAAGCUUUUGCACUUAGCAUGGCAUCCAGCAGCGAAUGUGAUCGCGUGUGCUGCAUCCAACAGCUUGUACAUGUACUUCGCCUAGGAUCAAUUUGUUGUUCAGUGAACUUCUACUCACACACGUUUGCUUCUGUUUCUUCGCCGUUUGUGCUCAGCUUGUGUUGAUCCUUAACAUUCUUGUGUAGUGAGGGAGUGAAUAUCCGCAAAUUUUUGGAUUAUGUCCUACCCUAAACUGGGUUAGUAGAUAUUAGAAUUGCUGCAUGCAUAUAGAAAGAAAUCAAAGCAGAAUAUUCUUUGAGGCGAAUCCAAGGAAAGAUAGGGAGUCCUGCAGGCUAUCCUCUUAAUGCUCAAUUGGACUUUAUAGGUGUUGUAAAAGUGGGUUACCGAGGAUAUGCUUGAUUUUUGAUCACCCUAUGUUUAGCUGCAAGAAUAUCCUUUUACAUUUGGAGUUUGCCACGCCUUACAUUUGGAGUAGCAGUGGGAGUUUACACUCUUUUCUAUCAUAUGCAAAAGUUGGAUUUAUAAGCGGAUGUGCUUCAUACAUAAAUAUGUUGGAGUUGCUCCUAUAUUCUUUUGAGGAAA
Molecule: messenger RNA, 2538 nt
Organism: Physcomitrium patens
Lineage: Eukaryota; Viridiplantae; Streptophyta; Bryopsida; Funariales; Funariaceae
Product: serine/threonine protein phosphatase 2A 55 kDa regulatory subunit B beta isoform
Cellular component (GO): protein phosphatase type 2A complex
Molecular function (GO): protein phosphatase regulator activity; protein binding
Source: RefSeq, a predicted model, not a curated record